AAUUCCGCGCACGGUCACCAUCUUACACAUACAUGCACACACACACGUACACAUACUGUGCUCAGCGGCAGCAAGGGGCUUUAAACGGCUUUUGAAAAACGAAAGGGAGACAAAAGGACUGUAACCUGCUACAAUGGAGGACAACAUGGAUGAUUCCCAGAGCCAGAAAGGCUGUAAGGAGUGCUGUGAGCGCUGUGUGGGCAGCCUGCCCUGGGCCUCCCUCAUCGCCACCAUCCUGCUCUACAUGGGCGUGGCCUUGUUCUGCGGCUGCGGCCACGAGGCUCUGAGCGGCACCGUGGGCAUCCUCCAGAACUACUUUGAGCUCAUCAAGAACCCCGGCGAGCUGCUGGACGUCUUCACCAUCAUCGACAUCCUGAAGUACAUCAUCUAUGGCCUGGCAGGGGGGUUCUUCGUGUUCGGGGUGCUGCUGUUGGUGGAGGGAUUCUUCACCACCGGGGCCAUCAGGGACCUGUAUGGGGAGUUCAAGAUCACCGCGUGUGGACGCUGUCUCACCGCCUUCCUGAUGUUCCUGGCCUACCUGUUCUUCCUGGUGUGGAUCGGGGUGACAGCCUUCACCGGCCUGCCUGUCUUCAUGUACUUCAACAUCUGGUCCAUGUGUCAAAACGCAAGCCUGGUGGACGGAGCCAACCUCUGCCUGGACCUGAGACAAUUUGGAGUGGUAUCCAUCUCGGAGGAGAGGAAGGUGUGCACAGGAUCGGAGAAGUUCUUCCGGAUGUGUGAAUCCAACGAGCUGGACCUGACCUUCCAUCUGUUUGUAUGCGCGCUGGCUGGAGCAGGAGCCGCGGCCAUCGCCAUGGUCCACUUCCUCAUGGCGCUGGCGGCUAACUGGGGCUACCUGAAGGACGCCAGCAGGAUGCAGAAGUACGAGGACAUCAAGUCCAAGGAAGAGCAGGAGCUGCACGACAUCCACUCCACACGCUCGAAGGAGCGCCUCAAUGCCUACACAUAAACAGGGGAGGCUCGAUGACGCCUGCACACAUGGGAUGGCAGACAUACAAGCACCAUGACCGACACACACACACACACACACACACACACACACACACACACACACACACACACACACACACACACACACACACACACACACACACACAUGCAUACAGAAGCAGAGCCAAGAUCGGUUCACAAACAUAACACAUAAUGCAGAACACAAAAGUAGACAAAAAUACACAAAGAUAUAUUAAACACACACACAUGCAGACAAACAACCUCACUGCCUACAUAUGUACAAAUUAUCUCUCUUACAAACACACACACACACACACACACACACACACACACACACACAUGCACUUCCACAUACAUAGAUGUGAUUGAAUUAUUGGUGUUGUGUGGUCGUGGGGUGGGCAGUGUUCUGUAGUGGUGUCAUGCUGUGCUGUGUAGUUCCGCCACAUUCCAACCAACAGGUGUUACGAUGAAAAGUUGUUCCCCAGGGAAAAUCUGUAACGUCCACCUUCACACACUUUCUAUUCACGCCUCCUCUCCUAAUCCCCCAUCCCCCACUUCCUCACCACCUCUCCCAAUUUUUGUGCUCUGAACUUUCACAAUCCAUUGAUCCUGUUGACCUUUGGUUGCCCCCCCCCCCCCCCACCCCCUCAACACACACACAGUCAUCCCUUCAUCGCCCCGACCUCUCCUUUGUACAGACAUGAUUGUGAAUCCUCCAAAACAAAGCACAUCUCAGUAGCACAAAAAGUCAGCGUCUGUAUACAUGCAAACCUCUUUUCCACCAUUGACAUGAUCAUUUUGGUUUGGUCAUCUGUGUUUGGCUGUGUGUGUGUGUGUGGGGGGGGGGGGGGGGGGGGGCGUUGGGUGGGUCAGCGUUGUGGGGUGGUGGUUGCGGUGUGGCUUUGCAGACAAAAAGGGAGUGAGAGUUGUAACUCUUUUUUUCACAUUUUUGUGUACGGAUUUUUUAUAGUUUUGUACAUGCACACAUGUGCACACAAACACACACACACACACACACACACACACCAAGACAAACACGCAGAUACAACAUUAAAACAAACAUAGCUAUGCACAUAUUUAUUCAACUUCAUAAGACCUAAUGUGGCCCAAUUCAUUCACGUUAUUUUCAAUUACAUUGUAUUACCUUUUGCAUCUACAACUCCACCCUAAAGAUCACUCUCAUUAGCCUGAUGAAAUAAAAAAUGGAUUCACAAAUAAGGUGGUCAGAACAAAUAAGCUAGUUUCACACCUGAAAUUUAGGCAUAGAGACCCAUUGAGAUAAAGAUUAGCAAACAUUGCUAGUACAAUUUAACGUAUGGACCAACAUAAAUGAAUUGGUCAUUAAUUAGUCAACUGAUUUGGUGAUACAAUACUUCUAAAACCCCUCCCUAUCUCGAUCAAUAUACAACCACUUGGUUGUAUUUGAUGGGCAUAGUGUAGAUGAUCUUUUCAUUCCAUUGGUUUCAUUGGGUUGGAUCAUUGAAGUGAAAUGUACUGCGUAUAUUGUAUGGUGCUUGUUGUCAUGCACUGAUGUUUACUGAAGCGAUUAUUCUCUGUCAGCCAAUAGAGAUAGGACUGCUGGCAGUGAUGACAACAGCACCAACAAUGAUGAUUUUGGUAAUAAUGAAGCAUGGGUCACUGUGGGACACACACAAACAUAGCCACACACAGCCACACACACCCCCCCACACACACACACACACACACACACACACACACACACACACACACACACACACACACACACACACACACACACACACACACACACACACACAGAAAAACAAACGCACAC
Messenger RNA from Gadus macrocephalus (Pacific cod), 2767 nucleotides. It is a transcript of the gene gpm6ab, whose product is annotated as glycoprotein M6Ab. NCBI's taxonomy places the organism in Eukaryota, Metazoa, Chordata, Actinopteri, Gadiformes, Gadidae. The transcript has 7 exons. The record is from RefSeq and is a predicted model, not a curated record. Bases 134 to 970 code for a protein of 278 amino acids. Gene Ontology annotation, cellular component: plasma membrane; axonal growth cone; filopodium. Gene Ontology annotation, biological process: neuron projection development.